AGAAUACGCAGAUGAUUCCAGUAGGAAGAACAAAUGAGCAAUUGUUGAUGAGGAUGUAUGUAACUGACACAUGUAAAAGCUACAUAUUUGAUUUGGCAAUGGGAGAUUUUUUGUCCUCUGGCUCAAGUAAAACUUGUUCACAUAAUUCCUCUCGUUUUUAUAUUUUUAGGCAUUUACAGAUCUAUGAAAAAAGCAAAUACAGUAGAUAUAUGACAUUAAAGUUUAUUGAUAUUGUUAAAUCGAUGACGCUUUGGGCAAAAAAUCGUAAUUUAAAGCUGUACUUUCGUCUGAUGUUGAUGAGAUAUUCUAAAGAAUAAAAUACAUGUAACUUAACGUUCAAAACUCCUGUGCUGAACGUUUUCAAUUUUGCGCAGUGCAUUUCUCUGGGGAGACCUUUACUUUCACUUUUUGACUGAUAAGAAUCAGAAGUGCGAUGUUCCAAAUCGUUGGUCAAUCGAGGUCAAGUUGAACCAGAUCGAGGUCAGCGAAGGUCAAUAGCUGCAGGUAGGGCGAUGUUGACGUUUUCUUCUAUUUUAAUCCUCAUACGUACAGAUGGUUUCGUGACACCCUUCGUGACACGCUUAUUAAGUGAGUUCCGGUUGUGCCCUACUCCUGCAGUGCACAGGUUGUAUUAAUUAAUCCCUGAAGCAGGAUUACGUUAGAACCGCCCACUUUUCCAGGGAUCUCACUUCCUCAAUCCUUCUGGCUUCUCCAAGUCUGCUUUAUCUCGAAAGUUAUACUCUAACAUGUGGUUAGACCUGUCUGUGUUUGUGAGCGCUCUGAUGACUCACAUGCGGGGCUGCUGUCAUACUUUAAUUUUGGCAGGCGGACCGGAAGUGUUGACUGGUGGUGCCCCAACCGGGAAGUCUUCCAAACUUCAGAAAGUCUUGUCAGCAACUUUUUACUUCCCCUUCUCGGUCAGUUAGGCUGAGUUUGCAGGGCCAGCUUGAUGUUACCGUGUAUGUUCCUGUAAAGUUGGUCUGAUUGUUAGUCUCAACAGCAGCUGUGCAAGAAUGGCACCACCAGGUUUUAUCAUGUGCUUUGUGAACUUCAGUUUGACCCUGUGUCUGCUGUUUGCGGGAGGGAACAGCCAGCAUUCCAAGGAAUUUCCAAACUUCCGACCAGGGGAGGUAGGACAGGGGCUUCAGCACUUAUCAGUGGACAAGAACUCAGGAAGGGUCUACCUGGGAGCUACCAAUAUCUUGUACCAGCUGUCUGCUGACCUUGAGCUGCAGAAAACCUACAAGUCUGGGCCGGUUUGGGACAGUCCGAGAUGCGGACCAUUCGCUCAGCAUUGCAGGGAAGGAAAGGUCCUGUCAGACAACGAAAACAAGGUUCUACUUGUUGACGAGUCGCUCGGAGUCCUCCUAGCAUGUGGAUCAGUACUGCAGGGCGCCUGUUCGGUCCAUCCUCUGGACAACAUUGCAUCGGGACAAUAUGUUCUCAAUGAUGACGACAGGGCCACAUAUGUAGCCUCAGGUGAAUCAGCUGUCGCCUUCUUCGCACCUGGGCAUGAUGGUUCUCAAAGUCUGUAUGUAGGGUCAGAAUAUGAACCUGACAAGCCAGCUGAGUUCUCCAUCCCUGCAGUUUCAACAAGAACACUCAGUCACACCACAGAAUACAAGUUCAACUUCGCUCUUCAAACUCAGCAUCAGCGUUCGUAUGUCUCUGUGAACAGCAACUAUGCCGCAGAUUACCGAAUCAAAUAUGUGGAUGGUUUCAGUCACGAUGGCUUCAGUUACUUCCUCACAGUUCAGAAGACAUCCGUUGACUCACAGUCCUAUCACUCCAGACUUGUCCGUGUUUGCCAGAAUGACAGAGCCUAUUUCUCCUACACUGAACUCCCCAUCACCUGUUAUGGUCACAAUGAAAAAGCCUAUGGCAUCAUACAGGCUGCUGCCUUGCACAAGCCUGGAGGCAACCUGACUUGGGUCUACCCUGGUAUGACCACAACAGAUGAGGUUCUAUUUGCUGUCUUUGCAGAGAGUGAAUCUGAGGACAGCCCAGUCCCUAAAAACGGCUCAGUCCUGUGCACCUUCCCUAUGUCAGAUGUUCGUGCACAUUUUCAGGAUGGAAUCCAGUCCUGUUACGGAGGCGAGGGACAGCCAGGUCUGGCAUUUCUGUACCAGCCAGGCCACAACAGAGUCUGCCAGGAGACAACUACAGAAAUAGAUGAAGAUUUCUGUGGGUCUGGUGUGAUUGGUCCAAUUGAAAUCUCGGAGGAUGGAGAGCUGUAUGACUACAGUGUCCUGGAUGAAGACAGCUUCUCUGACAAGCUGGUCACUAGCCUGGCUGUCACUGUGCAACAGGGACACACAGUGGCCAUGCUUGGUACUGCAGAUGGAUUCAUUCAUAAGAUUAUGCUGGAUGAUCAUAUGGAUAACAAACCCCUCAUCAGCCUGGAUGUUGGACAUGGACAUCCCAUCAACAGGGACAUGGAGAUGGACCCCUCCGAGGAGCACCUGUAUGUCAUGGCAGGGGAACAGGUGAUGAAAAUACCCAUGAAGAGCUGCAGCCUGUACCAGGAUUGUGGGACCUGCAUCACUGUGGAGGACCCAGCCCUGGAGUGUGGCUGGUGCAAGACACAGGGAGCCUGCAGUACAAGGCAGGACUGCAUGAGGGACAUCCAGUGGUCCAGAGAUACCUGUCCUCCAGUCAUCUAUGAAUUUAGUCCCACAUCCGGGCCAAUAGAUGGUGGUACAAAUAUAACAAUUCUGGGAGACAACCUUGGUGACAUGGCCAUGGCUGACACGCACAUUGUCAGGAUCUGGGGACAGGAGUGCGCACUAGUGGAGCAUGCAAGUGACUUCAACAAACUUGUGUGCACCACAGCCCCUAGUGAGGUAGCACAGGACCAUGUGACAGUGGAGGUCCAUGAGGAGUCUGCUGCUCUGGGCUACACCAUCAGUGGCACAGGUUACUCCAGGCAACCCUUCAGCUAUGUGGAUCCCCAAGUGACAAGCAUCAGCCCAACCCUGGGACCCAAGGCAGGUGGGACAGUCCUUAUAAUCACAGGACAACACCUGGAUACCAGCAGGGGUCCUCAGGUCUCUGUGGCGGGACAGGUGUGCAGGAUACAGAGUAUUUCAGAUGACACACUGGCAUGUAUGACUGCCCCAUCAUCCACACCGACAUCUGGACCUGUCUCGCUGACUUGGGACGGAGCCACACGAUACACAGAUGACUUGUUCACAUACACAGAAAACCCUGCAGUCACUGAUAUCAUCCCAAAGAGAAGCUCUUACAGUGGAGGUACUGAACUCAAUGUGACAGGCGUGAAUUUACAUAGUGUGGCUCAACCCAGGAUGAACUUCAGUUUUCUACAGGGGAAUGAAGUGGUCUCAUUCCUUCAGACUUGCAUCCAUGCAGAGUCAGCCAGGUCAACUCAGAUGAUCUGUCAAUCACCCAAUAUCUCCAGCAGGCUCCACCCACUCCCAGCUCCACAGCCAAUCACAGUACAGCUCUCUCUGGUGUUAGAUGGAGUGCUGGAUGAGCCAUCUCCAGACCUGAGAUAUUUUACCUAUUACCCUGACCCUGUGUUCUUCAGUUUCGACCUUAGUAAGGCAUAUCCCAAGACUGGGAGAACAUUGAUGCUCAGGGGUGACCACCUUGACAGUGCACAUGGUAUCAGAGACUUCACAGUGCUUGUAGGACAACAUAGUUGCAGAGUCACAUUGCUGAACUCACAGGAACUACACUGCCUUUUGCCAGAAGACCAGAAGUUUAGCAACUAUACAGAUGCACCAGUGAUGGUCAAUGUUGGAAACCUUCAAUUUACUGUUGGUGAGUUAAAACUACAGUUUGCUCAUAGCAAGAAGGUCCCUGAUGCCAUCAUCAUCUAUGUCUGUGCUGCCAUUGUUUUGUCAAUCCUGGUCCUUGUGGCUCUAUUGGUUGCCUGGAAGCGACGCCAUGGCAACCCCAUCAUCAGGAGGACCAAUAGGAACGGCUUGUGGCAUGUCCCUGAUGAACAGAUAGCCAUGGUGGACAUGAGCAGUCCUGCACCACAGCCUGAUCCCAUCAGUGUGGCCAGGCAGCUGUCCAGGGACAACAAUUAUGAGUCCCUCCCAUCUGAGUAUGAAAACAACACCCUGGGCAGACUGAGGUGUGAUGACCCUGACCUGGCUGCAUCUGUGGAGGAGACUCUGAUCCCCAGACAGAAGCUCCACCUACAUAACAUCAUUGGCAAAGGUUUCUUUGGAAGUGUUUUCUAUGGAACAUACCAACAUCCAGUAGAGAAGGAGCCUGUCAGAGUUGCUAUCAAGACUCUCAACAGAGACAACUGUGACAUGAAUGACAUAGAGAACUUCCUGCGGGAAGGCAUCAUGAUGAAGGACUUUAACCACGAGCAUGUCCUGCACCUGGUGGGGGUCAGUCUGCCCACUACGGGCGCUCCGCUGGUCGUCCUGCCCUACAUGAAGCUAGGGGACCUACACAGCUUCAUCAGGAACCCUCAACAGUUGCUGACUGUACAAGACAUCCUAGGAUUUGCACUGCAAGUGUGCAAGGGAAUGGCGUAUCUAUCCAGUCUGAAGUUUGUUCACAGAGACCUGGCUGCCAGGAACUGCAUGGUUAGUGAAGACUUGGUGGUGAAGGUGGCAGAUUUUGGAUUGUCCCGAGACCUGUAUGAGAAGGACUACUAUACCUGUGGGGAUAAGAAGGCCAGACUGCCUGUCAAGUGGAUGGCACUGGAGAGUUUGUUAGAUGGUACCUACACGACCAAGAGUGAUGUGUGGUCCUUUGGAGUGUUGAUGUGGGAGCUAGCCAUGAGAGGAGUGAACCCAUACCCAGAUGUGGACAACUUUGACCUGGCCGUGUACCUACAGCGGGGCAGCAGGCUGAGGCAGCCAAAGUACUGCCCAGAUCACAUCUAUACCAUGAUGCAGCAGUGCUGGCAGGUAGAGCCUGACCUCCGACCGACCUUUGAUGACCUUGUGUCCCGGCUGAGUGAGGCAUUACCACCCACCAGCCCUGUUCCUGAGGGAGAACAAUCUGUUCAAGACUUUGAAGAAUGCUAUACUGAUGUCUUAGCAAGAGCAUGAUAAGACUAAAAGAUCUGCUGAGAACUUUCAAACUGCGUUGAAGGGUUUAGUCCCUGCUGCAUUUUAUCAGCAUUAACAUUGGCAAUAAGUUGUGAAUGAUCGACAUGGGUCCUUUGCAGCAAUUUGUGGAAAACUUGCGUAAUCAGGAUAUUAUUUGGUCUUAAUGUGUGCAAUUUUUAUUUCCAAUUAACAAUACAUUUUUGCCCUUAACUGUACAACUACUAGAUGUAACUAUAUCAGAAAUCUACCAAACAUUUGUAUUCUAGAUAACUAUAUGGAUUCCAUGUACAGGCUAUUGGUACUUUUCAAAAUAUCACACUGCUUAAAACUUAAUUCAAAAUGUGAUGUGACUUUGAGUCAGUUUGACUAUAUACUAUGCUGACUAUAUAUUUGCAUUCUGCCUAUUCAUAAAAAUGUCGAGGCAGAUGAAUGACAGUAGACCUAUUGUUGGAAAGUGGUCAAGUUUUGAUAAAGUAACACUAAGCCAUGACUUCUCUGUAUGGAACAGGACUAGAUUGUAUUUACUGUGUAAAAAUCUAUGAUAUACUGAAUCAAUACAAUGCAUACAUGUAUGUGCAAUUUUGAAUCAUGCUAACAACGCUGUACAUAAUGUUAUGCAACUGAUGCCUGAAGUUUGAAGAGGCAACUAUUAAUUGUAGUUAAGGCCAUGUUGAUUUGAUUAUAUGGAUGACAUCCUCUGGGAACUCCAAAACUGAUGCGAGCGAGCGA
Branchiostoma floridae (Florida lancelet) is the source of this 5768-nucleotide messenger RNA. RefSeq names its product hepatocyte growth factor receptor-like. The record is from RefSeq and is a predicted model, not a curated record. NCBI's taxonomy places the organism in Eukaryota, Metazoa, Chordata, Leptocardii, Amphioxiformes, Branchiostomatidae. The coding region runs from base 1014 to 5039 and encodes 1341 amino acids. Gene Ontology annotation, molecular function: ATP binding; protein binding; semaphorin receptor activity. Gene Ontology annotation, biological process: regulation of cell shape; negative regulation of cell adhesion; positive regulation of axonogenesis. Gene Ontology annotation, cellular component: semaphorin receptor complex. The transcript has 20 exons.